AUGAGGGACAGGAUGCUGGGCCAGGGGGACCUCGGAGAAAAGACGAACAUCCAGGAUGAUGAGAACCGGCUUUGGGGAGGAAGGAUCAAGGACCUUAAGGUCAGGGCGUCCCCUGGAGAGGCCCAGCCGGAGGGAUGGGGUGGACUCCAGGCAGCUCCGGCCUCCGUGGCCCGGUCCCCGCAAAUCAAAGUCCCCAGCCUGGGGCUGGACACACUGCCCUCGCUCCGCCAGGCCCUGGUGGCCGGGCUCGCUUCGGGGAGGAAGGAACGGGGCACGGCUACCAGGGAAAUGGCCACCAUCGUGCACAAGGUCCACGGGGAGGGAUGGAUGGGGCAGUGUUGCCUCCGAGUCAGCCCGGAACUCCCCAGCCCUCCAGCCUUCUCUGCCCCUCAAGGCCUUUCUGGGGUGUGGAAGGUUCUAGCCUGGUCUCGGGAGCUCCGGCACUGCCUGGCUGGCUGUCUCCUGGCCUGGGCUGAGCAGGAACCUGGUCGCGCCCGAGGACCCUCUGCCCGUGACUCGCCCUCGGCCCAAGCAGAAGCUGCCAACGGGCCGCUAAGCCACAGCUCACCCCGGGCAUUAAUUAGCGUUGCCGCUGGCCCCGCCAGCCAUUCCCUGCUCCCAGUCACUGUGCUGGAACCUCCUGGAAACAGCACCCGACGGUCUGCGUCCUCGGCCACUCGGCAUAUGGCCGAGAGGUCGCGGUACGCGGACACGCCGCCCGCUUGGGCCGCCAGCUGGGGCAUUUCUCUGCCCGAGGGCUUUCUGUGCCUGGCAGGGCCCGCUCUGCCCACACGAUGGUGUCACCGAGGCCCAGAGAGGAUGACGGACCUGUCCAAAGUCACACAGUCAGCGGCCAAGCCAGGUUUCAAGCCCCCAGCACUCACCCCACCCCUGAAACAGACACUCAGGAUGGCUGUGUGCGCCCCCGCCUGGAGUCUGGGCUACCUGACUGUCAACAUUGAACCUCUCCCACCCGUGGUGGCUGGUGAUGCCGUGACCUUGAAGUGUAACUUCAAGACAGAUGGUCGCAUGCGUGAGAUCGUGUGGUACCGGGUGACGGGCGGCACCAUCAAGCAAAGAUCUUCACCUUGACGCCUGUUCUCCACCAACUACUGCAUACUGGAGAACUACCCCUCUAAAGAGGAGGAAGACCUGGUGUACCAGUCCACAAUAAGUGAGGGGCUGCCCGAAGUCCGCAUCUCAGACAACGGUCCCUAUGAGUGCCACGUGGGCAUCUACGACCGCGCCACGAGAGAGAAGGUGGUCCUGGCAUCAGGCAACAUCUUCCUCAACGUCAUGGCUCCCCCCACCUCCAUCGAAGUGAUGGCCGCAGACAUGCCCGCCCCCUUCAGCCGCUACCAAGCCCAGAACUUCACGCUGGUCUGCAUUGUGUCCGGAGGGAAACCAGCGCCCAUGGUUUAUUUCAAACGCGAUGGCGAACCCAUCGAUGCCGUGCCCCUGACGGAGCCGCUGGAGGCAAGCUCUGGCCCCUUCCAGGACAGCAGGCCUUUCCGCAGCCUCCUGCACCGUGACCUAGAUGACACCAAGAUGCAGAGGUCGCUGUCUCUGCUGGACGCCGAGAACCGGGGCGGGCGCCCCUACACAGAGCGCCCUGCCCGCAGCCUGACCCCAGACCCCGGCGUCCUCCUCCAGCCGACCACCGAGAACGUCCCAGAGACGGUGGUGAGCCGCGAGUUCCCGCGCUGGGUCCACAGCGCCGAGCCCAUCUACUUCCUGCGCCACAGCCACACCCCGGGCAGUGACGGCACCGUGGAGGUCCGUGCCUUGCUCACCUGGACGCUCAACCCACAGAUCGACAAUGAGGCCCUCUUCAGCUGUGAGGUCAAGCACCCAGCGCUGUCGAUGCCCAUGCAGGCAGAGGUCACGCUGGUUGCCCCGAAAGGACCCAAAAUCAUGAUGACACCCAGCAGAGCCCGGGUCGGGGACACAGUGAGGAUUCUGGUCCACGGAUUUCAGAACGAAGUCUUCCCGGAGCCCAUGUUCACCUGGACGCGGGUCGGAAGCCGCCUCUUGGAUGGCAGCGCUGAGUUUGACGGGAAGGAGCUGGUGCUGGAGCGGGUUCCCGCCGAGCUCAACGGCUCCAUGUACCGUUGCACAGCCCAGAACCCCCUGGGCUCCACCGACACACACACCCGGCUCAUCGUAUUUGAAAACCCAAAUAUUCCAAGAGGAACGGAAGACUCCAAUGGUUCCGCUUCUGGCCCUGCUGGCGUCCGGCUCACCUUGGUGCUCGCCCUGACAGUGGUCCUGGAGCUGACGUGA
Molecule: messenger RNA, 2283 nt
Organism: Puma concolor (puma)
Lineage: Eukaryota; Metazoa; Chordata; Mammalia; Carnivora; Felidae
Source: RefSeq, a predicted model, not a curated record